Molecule: messenger RNA, 2584 nt
Organism: Salvelinus fontinalis (brook trout)
Lineage: Eukaryota; Metazoa; Chordata; Actinopteri; Salmoniformes; Salmonidae
Product: periostin-like
Exons: 23
Coding region: 86-2584 (832 amino acids)
Biological process (GO): extracellular matrix organization; cell adhesion
Cellular component (GO): extracellular matrix
Molecular function (GO): cell adhesion molecule binding
Source: RefSeq, a predicted model, not a curated record
UCCUACUAUAUAAGUUCCCUCUCCCCAGCCUGCUCCCAGUUCUCAGUGUUUCUGUGUACCUGGAGGAGCUUCCUGGGAUAUCAUCAUGAAGAUCCUGUUUGCAGCUCUCCUUGCUGUGUUUGUCCUGUCUAACUUUGACAUGGUGGACUCCUCUUCUUAUGAUAAGAUAGUCUACCACAGUAAAGUCAGGGCAAGAAAAGAGGGACCCAACGUGUGCGCUCUGCAGCAGGCCAUGGGGACCAAGAAGAAGUACUUCAGCACGUGUCGUAAUUGGUAUCAAGGGGCCAUCUGUGGAAAGAAAGCGACGGUGCUGUAUGAGUGCUGUCCAGGCUACAUGAAGCUGGAAGGAAUGAAAGGAUGUCCUGCAGUGGCCCCUAUAGACAAUGUGUAUGGUACCUUGGGCCUGGUCAAGGCCACCUCCACCCAGGAAUACUCUCACAUAUCCAAGCUGCAGGGGGAGAUAGAGGGAUCUGGGUCAUACACCUUCUUUGCUCCCAGCAACGAUGCCUGGGACUUGUUAGAUGAGGAAGUGCGUAGCGCGUUGGUGAGCAACGUUAACAUUGAGCUGUACAAUGCUCUGCACUACCACAUGGCUAACAAACGCCUGCUUACCAAAGACCUGAAGAACGGCCUGGUGGUCGACUCCAUGUACAACGACCUGGGACUCUACAUCAACCACUACUCCAACGGGAUCGUGACGGUGAACUGUGCCAGGAUUAUCCAUGGCAACCAGGUUGCCACCAAUGGGGUGGUGCACAUCAUCGACCGUGUCAUCACUGCCGUGGGCAACACCAUCCAGGAUGUCAUCGAGGUUGACGAUGACCUCACCACUCUCAGUGAAGUGGCUCUGGCCUCAGGCCUGCUGGACAAGCUGGGACAACCCGGCCAGUACACCCUGUUCGCCCCCACCAACGAUGCCUUCGCCAAGUUGGACUCAGACGUGCUUCAAAGACUGAUGGGUGACAAGGGUGUCCUCCAAGCUCUGCUGAACUUCCACAUGCUGAACUCUGUCCAGUGUUCAGAGGGCAUCAUGUCCGGCCAGACCUUUGAGACCCUGGAAGGCCACAACAUCGAGAUUGGCUGUGACGGGGACAGCCUGACGGUCAACGGCAUCAAAAUGGUGUUGAAGAAAGACAUUGUCACCGCCAACGGAGUCAUCCACCUCAUCGACGAGGUCCUCAUGCCUGACUCAGCUAAGCAGGUGAUGGAGCUGCUCACCCCUUCCCAGUCCACCUUCAGUGACAUGGUGUCAGAGCUGGGUCUGUCUGCAGCCAUGGCAGCUGAGGCAGAAUACACACUACUGGCCCCGCUCAAUUCUGUCUUCACUGAUGAGGUGAUGGCCCUUGACCAGAGCUUUCUGAAGGUGAUUCUGGAGAACCACAUCCUGAAGGAGAAGAUCACUCUGGGACAGCUGUACAACGGACAGCGCCUGGAGACUAUCGCCGGGAAGUUCCUCAGAGUCUUCAUCUACCGCACAGCGGUGUGCAUAGAGAACUCCUGCUUGGUGCGCGGUAGCAAGGAGGGCAGUAACGGAGCCCUCCACCUGAUGAGGACUCUGAUGAAGCCAGCUGAGACCAGCAUGUUCCAGAUCCUCACUGACAACGGAGGAUUCAAGAUCUUCCUGUCACUGAUGGAGAUGGCUGGUCUGACUGACCUGCUCAAACAGGAAGGAGAAUACACUCUGUUCGCUCCCAGUGAUGAGGCCUUCGCUGGCGUCAGCGACAGUGACAUGGCUCUGCUCAGAGGCAAUAUGAACGCCCUGCGUACCAUCUUGCUCUACCACUUCAGCAACGGAGUGUUCAUCGGCGGAGGUUUGGAGACUGGGGUGACCAACCUCCUCAAGUCUCUGCAGGGAAACAACCUCCGAGUACUGCAUGCUAACAACACAAUCAGGGUGAACACUAUUGAGGUCCCUGAAAAUGAUAUCAUGGCUACUAAUGGAGUCAUUCACUUUGUCAAAACCCUCCUCUACCCCGGAGAGCUGCCUGCUGGAAACUCUGACCUUCUGGGGCUGCUGAGAAGACUCAUCAAGUACAUGGAGAUCAAGUUCGUGUCAGGAUACAGAUAUAAGGAAAUCCCUCUCACAUUCAUGAAGAGGACGAUCGUCACACGCGUCAUUGAGUCAGCGCCUGAUGUGACCCAUGUGACUAGGGUUAUCGAAAGGGAACCUACCAUCACCAAGGUGACCAGGGUGAUUGAGGGACAGCCUACCAUCACCAAGGUGACUAGAGUCAUUGAAGGCGAGCCAAAGUUCACCAAGGUCACUAGAGUCAUCGAGGGAGAGCCCAAGGUCACCAAAGUUACCAGAGUCAUCGAGGGAGAGCCCAAGGUCACCAAAGUUACCAGAGUGGUCUCAGGUCCUCAGUACUCGGCCAGCAGCAGUGGCUCCAGCAGUGGUAUCUCCAACAUUGAGCUGGAAGGUGCUGACUUCUCCCGUAUCACCACCAUCGAGGGAAACCCCUCAAUGCUCGACAUGGACUCUGAAAAAAUCACCAAGUUCAUCCAAGAGGGAAACCCGAGACGAGUAACUGGCAGGAAAAUUCCAACUGGUGCCAGGAGGAGAGUCAGACCAGAGGGACAAUGA